Molecule: messenger RNA, 4125 nt
Organism: Striga hermonthica
Lineage: Eukaryota; Viridiplantae; Streptophyta; Magnoliopsida; Lamiales; Orobanchaceae
Source: the annotation of a GenBank genome assembly
AUGAGGGAAAGGGCAGUGGUCGGCUUCGUCGGAUUGGACGAGGUCUCCUUGCAGCUGGCUGCUUCUCUUCUGCGCUCCGGCUAUGGGGUUCAGGCAUUUGAGACAUCCGGUCGGUUGAUGGAUGACUUUGCAGAACUAGGGGGUAAAAGAUGUGCAAAUCUGAUGGAGACAGGGGAAGGUGUUCAUGCUUUGGUCACAUUAGUAUCUCAUGCUGAUCAAAUAGAAGAUAUGUUUUUCGGCGUCGAGGGGGUUCUAAAAGGAUUGCGGAAAGAUGUAAUUAUUAUUGUCCAUUCAACCAUACUCCCCGCACACAUCCAGAAGAUGGAGAAAAUUAUUACAGGGGAUUAUCAGAUGGAAAUUAUUGACAUGUACGUCUUACAGGCACUGUCUGAAUCUUCAAUUGAAAAACUCAUGAUUAUUUCUUCUGGACAACUGGAGUCCCUGUCUAGGGCACAGCCAUUUCUUUCUGCUAUGAGUAACAAGCUUGUCUUAUUUGAGAGUGAAAUAGGAGCAGGCAGCAAAAGUAAAAUGGUAAUCGAGCUUCUUGAAGGAAUUCACUUUGUUGCUUCACUUGAAGCUAUGUCUCUAGGUGCUCAAGCUGGGAUUCACCCUUGGAUAAUCUAUGAUAUCAUUUCUAAUGCAGCUGGAAGCUCAUGGGUCUUCAAAAACUAUAUUCCUCACUUGUUAAGGGGUAACCAGUCUACUCAUCAUCUACUCGGUGCUUUUAAUCAAAACUUGGGAGUAGUAUUGGAGAUGGCAAAAUCACUUAUAUUUCCACUCCCUCUUUUAACUGUUGCCCACCAACAAAUCCUUGCAGGAUCUCAUGGUGAGAAGGUUGAUGACGACACGCCGUUACUUAAAGUCUGGGAAAAGUUAUCUGGGGUGAACAUCUUAGAAGCAGCUAAUGCAAAAACCUACAACCCAGAGGAGCUGGCUAGUCAAUUAUCUACCAGUUCAAAAACUGUAAAGCGGAUAGGAUUUAUUGGGUUAGGAGCAAUGGGAUUUGGCAUGGCAACACAUCUGCUGAAAUCAAAUUUUGUUGUGCUGGGUUAUGAUGUUUAUAAGCCUACCUUAUCGAGAUUUGAAAAGGAAGGUGGAAUUGCAGGGAAUAGUCCUGCUGACGUGUCCAAAGACGUGGAUGUUCUUGUUAUAAUGGUUGCAAAUGAAUAUCAAGCUGAAAGUGUUCUAUAUGGAGAUAAUGGUGCUGUGGCAGCCCUUCCUUCUGGAGCAACUCUUCUACUUUCAUCCACGGUAUCUCCAGCAUUUGUCAGCCAGCUUGAAAGAAGAUUGCAGACUGCACAGAAGGACUUGAAGUUGGUGGAUGCUCCUGUCUCUGGUGGUGUUAAAAGAGCGGCUGAUGGAACACUUACUAUAAUGGCGUCGGGUGCAGAUGAAGCUCUGGAGCAUGCUGGUUCAGUUCUUUCAGCGUUGAGUGAGAAGCUUUAUAUUAUAAAUGGAGGUUGUGGUGCUGGCAGUUGUGUAAAAAUGAUCAAUCAACUGCUUGCUGGGGUUCAUAUUGCAUCAGCAGCAGAGGCGAUGGCAUUUGGAGCACGUUUGGGUCUCAAUACAAAAAUGUUGUUUGAUGUAAUCGCAUACAGCGGUGGAACAUCAUGGAUGUUUGAGAAUCGUGGUCCUCACAUGGUAGAGAAUGAUUAUACACCACUAUCAGCACUUGAUAUCUUUGUGAAGGAUUUGGGAAUUGUCUCUCGUGAAUGCUUCUCUCGUAGGGUACCACUUCACGUGGCAAACGUUGCACAUCAGCUAUUCUUGUCUGGUUCAGCUGCUGGAUGGGGCCGAAUAGAUGAUGCUGCAGUAGUAAAGGUUUAUGAAACACUUACAGGAAUCAAAGUUGAAGGGAAGGCCCAUGCUUUGAGUAAAGAUUUUGUCCUAAGCUCUCUUCCACCAGAGUGGGCAACAGAUCCAAUCAAGGAUAUUAUUGACCUUAACCAGAAAAGUUCAAAAACUUUGGUUGUUUUGGAUGACGAUCCAACUGGGACUCAAACAGUUCAUGACAUCUUCGUAUUGACAGAGUGGACAAUUGAAUCACUUGUUGAGAUGUUCAGUCAAAAGCCCAAAUGCUUUUUCAUUUUGACAAAUUCACGAUCAUUAAGUUCUGACAAGGCUAGUGCACUAAUAGCAGAAAUCUGCAGCAACUUGUCUGCCGCUGCAAAGUCAGUGGGGAACACUGACUACACUGUGGUUCUGAGAGGGGAUUCAACUUUACGAGGUCACUUCCCGGAGGAAGCAGAUGCAGCUGUCUCUGUAAUUGGUGAAGUGGAUGUGUGGAUAAUUUGUCCCUUUUUUCUACAAGGAGGCCGCUACACUAUCGGAGAUGUACACUAUGUUGCAGAUUCUGAUAGGCUCAUCCCUGCUGGUAAAACAGAGUUUGCUAAAGAUGCUUCUUUCGGUUACAAAUCUUCUAAUCUGCGAGAGUGGGUGGAGGAGAAAACUGGUGGUCGGAUACCAGCAAGCAGUGUUUCUUCCAUUUCUAUUCAGCUACUAAGGAGGGGUGGACCUGGAGCUGUUUGUGAUCUUCUUUGCAGUUUGAAAAAGGGGUCAAUAUGCAUAGUUAAUUCUGCCAGUGAAAGAGACAUGGCUGUAUUUGCUGCAGGAAUGAUUCAGGCUGAGCUGAAGGGCAAGAACUUCUUAUGCCGUACGGCAGCUAGUUUUGUAUCAACUCGGGUCGGAAUCAUUCCAAAAUCUCCACUAUUGCCAAGUGAUCUUGCAAUAUCUAGAAACAGGGCCGGUGGACUUAUAGUUGUCGGUUCAUAUGUUCCUAAAACUACAAAACAGGUAGAAGAGCUACUGUUACAAAGAGGUCAUGCCUUGACUUUGAUCGAGGUUUCUGUUGAUAGAAUUGCCAUGAGAUCAGUAGAAGCAAGAGAGGCAGAGAUCAACCAGACGGCUGAGAUUGCUGAUGUAUACCUAAGCAGUGGGAAAGACACUCUUGUGCUUACUAGUCGGCAGCUUGUUGUAGGAAAAACUACUUCCGAAAGCUUAGAGAUCAACUCCAAAGUAAGCUCCGCACUUGUGGAAAUAGUGCGCAGGAUAACUGCAAGACCGCGGUACAUACUUGCAAAGGGUGGAAUUACCUCUUCGGACCUGGCAACAAAAGCUCUAGAAGCCAAACGAGCCAAAAUAUUGGGCCAAGCUCUGCCUGGGGUACCCUUAUGGGAACUAGGUCCUGAAAGCAGACAUCCUGGAGUACCCUACAUCGUUUUCCCUGGAAAUGUUGGUGACAAAAAUGCUGUUGCUGAAGUUGUAAAACGUUGGUCACAUCCAGGCAGACUUUCAACAAAGCAACUUCUUAUUAAUGCAGAAAAAGGUGGUUAUGCUGUUGGAGCCUUUAACGUCUAUAAUCUCGAAGGAGUUGAGGCAGUUAUUGCCGCAGCCGAGGAACAGCAGAGCCCUGCUAUUUUGCAGAUCCAUCCUAGUGCCUGGAAACAAGGAGGAGUUCCAUUGGUGGCCUGCUGUGUAUCUGCUGCAGAACACGCAAGUGUUCCUAUUACAGUUCACUUUGACCACGGAAGUUCCAAAAGAGAACUGCUGGAAAUUCUGGAAUUGGGAUUUGACUCCAUUAUGGUUGAUGGUUCACAUCUAUCCUUGGAGGAAAAUGUUUCAUAUACCAAGUACAUUUCUACAUUAGCUCACUCUAAACAACUCAUGGUGGAAGCUGAGUUGGGAAGAUUAUCGGGAACAGAAGAUGGCCUAACUGUAGAAGAUUAUGAAGCAAGACUAACUGAUGUCGAUCGGGCUAGUGAGUUCAUUGAUGCAACGGGUAUAGAUGCUUUGGCCGUUUGCAUCGGAAAUGUCCAUGGAAAAUACCCUGAAAGUGGCCCUAAGCUGAGACUUGAUCUGCUCCAGGAUCUGUAUGAAUUGAGCUCAAGUAAAGGAGUUCAUCUUGUUCUUCACGGCGCCUCUGGCCUGGGAAAGGAUAUCAUCCAGGAAUGCAUAAGCCGGGGAGUAAGGAAAUUCAACGUGAACACCGAGGUCCGUAAUGCGUACAUGAACUCUCUAAAGAACGUACAGAAAGAUUUGGUGCACGUCAUGGCAUCGGCCAAGGAAGCCAUGAAAGCUGUUGCUUCCGAGAAAAUGAAUCUCUUUGGCUCUGCUGGGAAAGCCUAA